Molecule: messenger RNA, 805 nt
Organism: Prorocentrum cordatum
Lineage: Eukaryota; Dinophyceae; Prorocentrales; Prorocentraceae
Source: the annotation of a GenBank genome assembly
GAAAGAGACUCAAAGGAUGCGUGUGGGGUGGGCAGCGUUUGUGCUGGGAUGCAGCGAAGACCCUGCUAGGACCCUCUGCGGUCUCCGAUCAGAGCAGAGGGCUGAUGAGGGUCGCAACGGCGUCUGGACGGCCGCUGACGCGGUAUCUGCUGGAUAUUCCGUGAUCUCUCUUUUUGUGCUCGGUGUGUUGUUUAGAGAGCGAGACUAGGUUUCACCGCGUUUGGGGACGUGGAUAUCAUGGGUGUGCUUGAGACACAAGAAGACUGCUGGCCUGCAUUCGUGCAGCAGCGCGCCGACGUGUCGGCAGGGGGUUCGUGACCGGCUUCUCGUCCUGCGCGGCGCGCUUCUCGGCACCCUGUCGAUGGGCUCCCUGGUCCUGCCCGUGAAGGUGGAGCCGAGAUCAGGCGUCGCGCUGAAGAGAUCCCUGCCCCUCUCCCUGUUGGGGGACCGACUGCAACAGUACUGUGAUUCGAGUGGUUUGCCCUAUGGUGAGGUGCUCUCUUGUAUAACAGGGGACACCUGGGGGCCAUCCUGCAGGCGGGCACAGGAAUGGCUGCAGCCUUUUGUUCCUGCUUACGCAGGGCGCCACAUCUGCCGCAGUCGGCUGCGCAUGUCAGUCCAGCCUUCCUGGCCACUCGUGCCACGGCCUGCUGGUUUCUUGUUGUUGUGCACAGUGCUUUCCGUCUCGGUGGUUCUCACGCUAGUCUCAACGCAGCCUGCUUGAGGUUGCUUUCAGCGGUGCAGUGUUUGUGUGGGUUCUUCUCAGCCACGUGCGUUCUGAUACAGGCAAUGUCGUCGGUGACAG